AUGAACAAAAAAAUAGUUGAUGAAGAAAUUAUUCAUUUACUUGAUAUACCUUCCGGCUCAGAAGAUGGGUUUGAGAUUGAGAGUGACGUUGAAAAUGAUAAGGUUGAUUUAUGGAAUGAGUAUGCAAAUUUAUUAGAUGAACCAAAUAUUGAGGAAUUUGAAAAACUUUUAUCCGAACAAUUUAGUACUGAGACAAUUCUUGAUGAUAAAGUUGAACUUCCAAUUUUCGAGCCUCAAACUUCAGCUAUUGAAACUAAUACCACUGAUUUAUUGUUGCCCWCUACAUCUUAUGUUCAACAAAUAACGUGUACAUUACAACGUUCCAAAAAAAAAUGUCAUCGAUCUAAACGUAAUAAUCCUGUACCACCUAUUAUUCAAAAUCAUAUUYCGAUUGAAAUAAAAGAUAUAACAUGGUCAAAAGAUAAUUUUCCACCUGUAGAUACUAAUUUUUUCGGAAACUCAACUUUAGCAGAAGAUAUUAUGGAAUUAGAGACACCUUUUCAAAUUUUUAAAUAUCUUUUUACUGUAGACUUGAUGCAACAUAUUUGUGAUGAAACUUAUAAAUAUGGUCUACAAAACAGUUUUUCUAAUCCGUUAAAAUUGUCUAUAGAUGAUUUACAAAAAUAUAUUGGGACCCGUGGACCAAAUCGUGAUAAAACUCACAAAAUAAGACCUAUUAUAGAAACUUUAAAAAACAGUUUUAGUCGUGUUCCGUUAGAAGAACAUUUAGCUGUUGACGAGCAAAUGUGUAGCACCAAAGCUAGAAGYUCGGUCAAAGUUUAUAUGCCUAACAAGCCACAUAAGUGGGGCUAUAAAUUGUUCGUUCUUAGUGGUGCUUCCGGUUUCGCUUAUAAUUUUGAACUUUUUACCGGCCAAGAAAACAAUUCAGAGUUACGAAAUAUAAAUGAACCAGAUUUAGGUUCCAGCGCUAAUGUUGUAGUUCGUCUAGCAAGAAUUAUACCUAAACGUCAAAAUUAUAAAUUGUUUUUUGAUAACUAUUACACAACCUUACCGCUAUUAGUUUAUUUGAAAAAAGAAAAUAUACUCUCCCUCGGUACUGUACGAAGAAAUAGRCUCAAGAAUGUAAUGUUGCCCGAUGAUUCAAUUAUGCUGAAAAAACCCAGAGGAACAUAUGAUCAUUGUGUCACUAAUAUUAGAAGUACAGAUAUAGUCGCGAUUACAUGGAAAGACACGAAAAAUGUAAAUUUAUUGUCAACUUUUGCUGCUAUUGAGCCUGUUACGAAAGUUAGUAGAUACGAUAGAAAAUUGAAUAAAARAGUAGAAGUGGACUGUCCUYAUAUUAUAAAAGUAUACAAUACUCACAUGGGAGGUGUCGACUUACUGGAURGUUUACUAGGAAGGCACAAAAUUMAAAUGCGAAGUCGCAAGUGGUAUAUGCGAUUAUUUCAUCACUUACUAGACGUCACCAUCGUAAAUUCUUGGCUAUUACACAAACGAAUCCAAAAACAAAAAUCAGAGAACGAUAAUAUUUUGCCACUAUUAGAAUUUAGAGAACAACUUGCCUUAAGUUUGUGCAAACUUGGUGAAAAUAAUACGCCAAAACGAGGACGCCCAUCGAAUGAUAUCGAAACAGGUAWAAUAAAAAAAGGAAAAUUAGGUACAAAACAAAAAGAAAUGGCACCACCAAAAGAAAUUAGGACGGAUAGAUAUGACCAUUGGCCAACGACCAAUCAGAAAAAAACUAGAU
Molecule: messenger RNA, 1708 nt
Organism: Diuraphis noxia (Russian wheat aphid)
Lineage: Eukaryota; Metazoa; Arthropoda; Insecta; Hemiptera; Aphididae
Product: piggyBac transposable element-derived protein 2-like
Source: RefSeq, a predicted model, not a curated record